Staurois parvus is the source of this 408-nucleotide messenger RNA. NCBI's taxonomy places the organism in Eukaryota, Metazoa, Chordata, Amphibia, Anura, Ranidae. The record is from the annotation of a GenBank genome assembly.
ACUGUCACCCCCUUCCUGCCUACCGGACACUGUCACCCCCUUCCUGCUUACCGGGCACUUCUACCCCCUUCCUGCCUACCGGGCACUGUCACCCCCUCCCUGCCUACCGGACACUUCUACCCCCUUCCUGCCUACAGGACACUGUCACCCCCUCCCUGCCUACCGGGCACUGUCACCCCCUUCCUGCCUACCGGACACUGUCACCCCCUUCCUGCUUACCGGGCACUUCUACCCCCUUCCUGCCUACCGGGCACUGGCACUUCUACCCCCUUCCUGCCUACCGGGCACUUCUACCCCCUUCCUGCCUACCGGGCACUUCUACCCCCUUCCUGCCUACCGGGCACUUCUACCCCCUUCCUGCCUACCGGGCACUUCUACCCCCUUCCUGCCUACCGGGCACUUCCACCC